This is a messenger RNA of Canis lupus familiaris (dog), 998 nucleotides long. RefSeq names its product lipopolysaccharide induced TNF factor (gene LITAF). The record is from RefSeq and is a predicted model, not a curated record. Lineage: Eukaryota; Metazoa; Chordata; Mammalia; Carnivora; Canidae. The transcript has 4 exons. Gene Ontology annotation, biological process: regulation of cytokine production. Gene Ontology annotation, molecular function: zinc ion binding. Bases 109 to 594 code for a protein of 161 amino acids.
CCGCCCCCAGCCUGGGAUCGCCCCGCCCCCUGCUCGGCCGGCCCCGCAGCUCGGCUGCACCGCGCGCUCAGACCUCCCGGCUCGACUGGCGGCGCGGGCGGCGGUAAAAUGUCUGUUCCAGGAUCCUACCAGGCGGCCGCUGGGCCUUCCUCGGUGCCAACUGCGCCGCCAUCCUAUGAAGAGACGGUGGCCGUCAAUAGUUACUUCCCUAUGCCUCCUGCCCCUGCGCCAGGGCCGACCACGGGGCUGGUGACGGGCCCGGAUGGCAAGGGCAUGAAUCCGCCAGCCUACUACACCCAGCCAGUGCCCGUCCCCAACGCCAAUGCAAUCGCCGUGCAGACCGUCUACGUGCAGCAGCCCAUCUCCUUUUUUGACCGUCCGAUCCAGAUGUGCUGUCCUUCCUGCAACAAGAUGAUUGUGACCCAGCUGUCCUAUAAUGCCGGUGCCCUCACCUGGCUCUCUUGCGGGAGCCUGUGCCUGCUGGGGUGCAUCGCGGGCUGCUGCUUCAUCCCCUUCUGUGUGGACGCCCUGCAGGACGUGGACCACUACUGUCCCAACUGCAAAGCUCUCCUGGGCACCUACAAGCGUUUGUAGGACUCGGCCAGACCUGGAGGAAGCCGCGUGCUGCCCGGAGUGCUCUGCAACCCUCACCCGGCCCCGUUCCACCUUGGUGGCCUCAUCUCUCCAGGGGCUCCACCCUCGUGUCUUCUUUUUGGGGAAAAAAUAUAUUGCAAAAAGUAACACACCUCCAAAAACCCCAGAGAUUGCUGCUUGGAGUCGUGCGCAGGACAUGCAAAGACAUUCACCUUGAAUGCUGGUUCCCGCCUGCCGUGACCCCAAGGCACCCCACCUUAACUGUGACUGUCGCCCCUGUCUGAAUAUCUUCGGGUGGUUUGCCAUGGGCCAGCUUCGUUUACUGGCCUCCGUGGGCCUUCCUGGGGGUGGUCUCAAACCGAGAAGCUGCGGCUUGCCUUAUUUUUGAGACUGUCCUGGCCCGC